AUGUCCAACUCAAACUUGUCAAACUCGAACUGCACUGCUUUGUCCUUCCCUAAUGAGGACAAAGUCAUAGUGACUGUUGAAGCCAAGGAUGCCACUCCUCAACCUGGCUUGAAAGACAACAAUACUGACCAUGCUUUGGCGUCAGUCAUCGAGCCUCCUGCAACUAGCAUCACGGCGACCGAAGGGCCUGGCCAAGUUGGCUGGAUGAAUGGUCUCUUUGAAGCUCCAACUCCUCAUCUCACGGGUCCCGAUGCCCCUGCUCACCUGGUGGAUAUGGGGCCCUUGCAUAGAGUGGGUACUGCUGACCGGGAUCAAUUUGAUCGCGCCCACGAGGUAGUGAUCCAAGUGUUGUUCAAAAUACACACCAAGAACGAGGUGGUAAUCACCAAUUCGAACGAUUCGACCAGCUCCAGUCAAACGAAGCCUUCGACUGCCCGCCGCUCAGUUGGCACCACUGUCAAUGUGAUUGACUCCAAGGUAUUCAACGAUGGGGUUGUCCAUGAGUUGCGUGCUUGUGUAGUUGGUCUCUCCUUGAAUCAGUUCAAGGAGAGAUGCGCUGAGCUAUGUGAACGCUACGCGCCUGGAAUGCACCAAAUGGUGAUCAAUUCGGAAGUUGCGCCGAAUCUAACUUGGAAGGCGUCUGUGGGCCUGUGA
Molecule: messenger RNA, 654 nt
Organism: Melampsora larici-populina 98AG31
Lineage: Eukaryota; Fungi; Basidiomycota; Pucciniomycetes; Pucciniales; Melampsoraceae
Exons: 4
Coding region: 1-654 (217 amino acids)
Source: RefSeq, a predicted model, not a curated record